Molecule: messenger RNA, 1447 nt
Organism: Megalobrama amblycephala (Wuchang bream)
Lineage: Eukaryota; Metazoa; Chordata; Actinopteri; Cypriniformes; Xenocyprididae
Gene: drc10
Product: IQ motif containing D
Exons: 5
Coding region: 164-1396 (410 amino acids)
Molecular function (GO): protein binding
Source: RefSeq, a predicted model, not a curated record
UUGGAGUGGGAAGUCAUUGGACGAAGUGGAGAGUUGAAGAUAAGAAUGUCAUGCCAGCGGUUGUCACGGCAACUGGUAUAAACAACAACAACAACAGAAGUUUGAGUUGGACUCUAAUAAUUAAAUGAAUACGGAUUUCUUCCAAAAAGAAUAAUAACACGUAAUGAUGGGCUCAAAAUCAGAUGAUCUCCCUCUUGAACAAAGACUAUCAGAUGCAUCCACCAUUCCAAACAAAACUAAGGCAGACCUCUUAAAGACCAUCAACCCCUCCAGGAAGACCCUAUCAUCUCGGGAAGCAAAGCUCAUUCUGGGGGUGCUAGAUGAGUGCAUUAAUCAGAUUGAGAUAGCGUCUCUUCUACGCACUUUGCUGAACUGUCCAGAAGCACUUUUGCUGAGCCUGAGAGAGGAGGUGGUCAGGGCCCUGAAAGAGCACCAGAGGCUUGAGGAAAAGUACCAAGCUAUGGUACUUGAUGGAAGUGAACAAAAGGAACAACUAUCCAAAUCAGCAAAAGCAGUUCAGGACUCCUUUCGUAACAUUGUACGGCUAUUGAGGGCAACUCCGACUGCAAGGGAGGUGCUAAAAGGGAUAGAAGCUAACACAGGGGGAGAGAUUAUUUCUCAGAAACUGAGAGAUGGCCUGUGCGAGUUGAGGGAGGUCGUUUUGGAGAGGCUCCUCACAACCCCUGCGGAGGAGAGAGAACUCAGAGAGAUGAUGCUGGAAGUCAGUCUACGUCACUCUGCCAACCAGGAACUGAUAGACUCACUGGACAAAGAGGUUGCAAUGGCAAUAAAAGCCAAGGAUACAGAGAUCUCCAAGCUGAAUAAUGAAGUGCACCAGCUGAGGAGAUCAGUGCAUCAGAUGGAAAAUGGUUUGGAAGAGUUUGUUGUCCGAACUCAGCAGGAUGCUGAGAAACAGAGUCAAUCAGACAAGAAAACUUCAGAGGGGAAGAGAGCUCGUUUGCAACAGGAGGCCAAUCAACUGAGAGCUCAGCUCAAUAAUGUGAUUGCAGCAAACAGAGAGAGAGAACUGGAACUACGAAAGAAAAAAUACAAGGAAGAAACAGAGAUCGAGAACUUGAUACAGAAAUAUGAUGCUGAAAUGGGAGAGAAACAGACAGAGUUGGAGGAAAUGACACGCAUGCAUGAGAAAGAUAAGACUGAGUUGAAAGAGCUGGAGGAACUUUUUGCAGUUAUGGACCUGGAGUACUCCCAGAUUAUGGAGGAGCGACGGGAGGCUCAGGAGAAGAGGGAACAGCAGGAAAAAGAAAGAGAAAUGCAGAGCCAAGCUGCUACUAUCAUUCAGGCCCACUGGAAAGGCUUUUGUGUGCGCAAGGCUAAGAAAGCCAGCGCAAAGCCCAAGAAAGGAAAGAAAGGAAAGGGGAAAAAAGGGAAAUGAAAGAGAACUAGAAACGAAAGCACAGUGCAAAAUAAAUAAAAUCAAUAAAGC